Molecule: messenger RNA, 714 nt
Organism: Myxocyprinus asiaticus (Chinese sucker)
Lineage: Eukaryota; Metazoa; Chordata; Actinopteri; Cypriniformes; Catostomidae
Product: tetraspanin-33-like
Exons: 7
Coding region: 1-714 (237 amino acids)
Cellular component (GO): membrane
Source: RefSeq, a predicted model, not a curated record
AUGGACAGGCAGGUGAGCCUCAACAGGAUGGAAACGUUUUCUUUUGUCAGUCCCUGGAUUCGGUACUUCCUGUUCUUCUUCAGCUUUUUAUUCUGGGUAUUUUCUCUUCUUAUUGUUGGCAUUGGGGUAUAUGCAAAAGUCCAAAAAGCAACAGAUGCAGUGCGUGACAUGUUCCUCAUCGAUCCAGCUGUCAUUCUUAUCGUGGUGGGUGUGGUCAUGUUCUUCAUCAACUUCUGUGGAUGCAUCAGAGCUCUGCGAAAAAACAUACGGCUCCUUAAAAUUACACGCGAUGCUCUGGGGAAAUUCGUGAAAAAAGCCAUUGUGCGUUAUCGAGAUGACCUAGACCUGCAGAACCUAAUGGAUUACAUCCAGAAAGAGUUCAAAUGCUGUGGCUGGAACAACUACACUGACUGGUUGUGGACCCUGUACUUCAACUGCAGCCAGUCAAACCCCAGUACAGAAAGAUGUGCAGUUCCCUUCUCAUGCUGCACUCCUCUACCAGGAGAGACUGUGAUCAACACUAUGUGUGACUUCGGGGUUCAGACCCAAAACUCUCUGGAUGCCACUAGAUCGAUCUAUCUGGUGGACUGUUCGGACAGAGCGGUCGUGUGGAUCGAAUCUCACCUGCUGUUAGUGGGCGCGCUGGGACUUGUGCUACCACAGAUCGCAGGCAUCGUGCUGUCUCAGACUCUCAUCUCUGAGUUCUGGAAAUAG